Molecule: messenger RNA, 1059 nt
Organism: Asparagus officinalis (garden asparagus)
Lineage: Eukaryota; Viridiplantae; Streptophyta; Magnoliopsida; Asparagales; Asparagaceae
Product: protein LOW PSII ACCUMULATION 2, chloroplastic
Exons: 3
Coding region: 76-579 (167 amino acids)
Cellular component (GO): chloroplast
Source: RefSeq, a predicted model, not a curated record
GAAGCUGGUGCAGAGCUGUUGGUCCCAAACAAAAUCAAAUGAAGGGAUAAAGAGCCAAAAAUAUUAACAACAAACAUGGAGCUCUCUUGUUCUCUCCUCGAUUCCCAUCGACCCUUCCCUCUUCUCUCAUCCCUCUCUCUCACUCUCUCACUCCCAACCAAACCAAGAGCAGCCCAUCUCAUCCCAAAGGCCCAGCUCCCAGAUUCCAAGCCCACCGGCUUCGGCCCAACUUCGGAGCCCAGGAAGAAGAAGAAUCAAGGCGAAGGCAGGGACAAAAUCAUUCGACGCUCUCCUAUCCAAAAACCCUCUCUCUUGCAAGAAGAGCUUCAGCCUUCCGAGGGUCAGCAGCAGCAGAGCCCGAACGAGACUGCUUUCUUGCUCACUUGGUUGGGGCUCGGCCUGUUGAUCUUCGUUGAAGGGAUUUUGCUUGCGGCUUCAGGAUUCUUGCCAGAAGAUUGGGAUAAUUUUUUCGUGAAGUAUCUGUAUCCUUCCUUCACUCCAACUGUUUUCUUGUUUGUGGGUGGCACCGUUGCUUAUGGAGUUGUCAAGUACCUUCAGGGAGAGGAGAUGAAGAGUUAGUUCAACAUGAGACCAUUAUGACCUGAGUCGGCUGGAUCUAUCAGGAUUGUAAAAGAGGUAGUCGAGGAUCCAUCUCAGGAUCUCUUGGAGUCGGUGGCUCAUCUAAUUGCAAACACCACAUUGCUCAAAUUACCUCAGAUUUCUGUGAUCCGAGUGAAGAUCCAAAAGCCUCAUGUACGUAGCAGUUCCCGGACCUCUUGAACAUUUAGGCAUCGAGAUAGUGACAUACAGAAAGAAAGAUAAUGCUGGCUCAGAAGUGAAAUAAUCCGUCUGCAAUAUGUUUUGAGAUUAUUGUAUCUUAAGUGAUGUUUCACUUGUACAUUGUGUCAAUGAUUGUGCUUUUUCUAUCAGAACUCUUGAAUUCUAGCUUGGUGCUAGUUUUAGAUGAGCUCAUUCUUCAGAGCCGCCACAUAUGCCCUUACUUGCAGGAACAUGUAACGUUUCAGGCUUGAAUGUGAAGCACUUCCUCAUUCAUUAUCA